UGUGGGAACAGCGCCCCCUUGUUUGUGUAUGGAGAGCAGCGGGAGGUAUGAGGAAUACACCACUGCUAACGAUAGCAACCUACACAGACAGGGAAAUAAUUCAUCAAGGCUCUUCACUGGAAGUAUGUGGUCUGCGAAAAGCGAGUGAAGGACUUUAUUUCCGACAAAUCCUUCCUUUCCUGUCACAUUCCCGCUGAGGCGAACACCGAGAACGAAAGACUCCCGCUAAUCCCGUGAAGUGGGAAGCGGCCUGCUUUUGUAGCCGGCUAUUCAGUGCAGCUCAGGCGGCUAGCACUAUCAACAGAGCCCGGUGCUUCCGCUUGCUUAAUUUUCUUUGCACCGACAGAAACAUCGGAGCGUCGGGAUUAUUUUUCUUUUAAUAAUAACAGUCUCUCUUUCUCCUGUCUCCCCUCCCAUCAACGUGCAGCUGUCGGCGUUUCUUACCAAAAAGGACUAUUUCAACCUGAGGCGGCCUGUUUUGUUUUCGGACCGCCAUGAAUCUCUGCGAACAAUAACGCAACCAUAACGAGCCUGCUGGGGCUGCACUGAAAUCGGAGCCGUGGUUGCCCCGGCGCAGGAUCAUUAGUGCAUUGUAUGGUACCAGCUGGGAACCGACGUGAAAACACGGAACGAGCAUGCAUCGGGACUGUGGAAUUAUCUGUGGGAACUCAUUGCAAACCGGAGCACUUUGUCAAGAAAAUCCCCGUGUGAAUUUUGGAACCGCUGCGAGUUAACCGGGUAAGAGCACAGUUAAGAGGCGGAGGGAAACGCUGCACACGAUGCUUUGUUUCAUCACGUCUCACGCGUGGUAUGGAAACAAACCGAAUGGAUGUGGAUGAACAGACAUUUAUUUGCAUGGACGACUCUCUUGUGAAUGCACUUAAAAUCCGCGAUCUAAAGCUCAAGUGCUCUAAAACCAGAGCACCACGUUGAAGAUGGAUUGGAUAUGAGUGGGGAUGAGUAACCUGGAUUGCUCUGUGCGCAGACUUCUAUAUAUGUGGGAUUUAACAACAGGAAACUAAGGCCGUUACAUCCAUAUAUGCUCUCUUCAAAGCUACUGGAAUCCCUUGACAAAAACAGUCAUUUCACCUCACAGAACGCGGGAGUACCGCUGGCUCGACCGGUUAGUUUGCCGGUAUUAUUGGGUGACUUUAUUGUUUUAACGUAUUAAUACACCUGAACGGAUUGGAGCCCCGGCCAGCCAGCUGAGAUGAACCCAGUGAAUGCGACCUCACUCUACGUGUCCGCGAGCCGUUCGGUGCUGCAGUGCGACCCUCGAGAUCCCCGGGCCCUUGCUGAGCUCUGCAAGCUGCUGCCGUUUUUCCGUCAGUCCCUGUCCUGCUUGGUCUGCGGUAACUUGCUGCAGGACCCCAUCGCUCCCACCAACUCAUCAUGUCAGCAUUAUGUUUGUCGAGGUUGUAAGGGUCAGAGGAUGCAGCUAAAACCGUCCUGUAGUUGGUGCAAGGACUAUACUCGCUUUGAGGAAAACAGGCAGCUGUCUUUGCUUGUCCACUGUUACAGGAAGCUCUGUCUCUACAUCACUCAGUCGCCGCUUGCCCCGCACAUAGCCAGCGCCGCCAGUGACUCGCCAGACCUUCAGGAAAUCCUCAAUGAGGGUCUCACGUUGGCUGAGAUUGAGCCAGAGAUGGAGGACAUUUCAGAUUCAGCUGCGCCAUCACAGACUGCGUCCACCUCAGAGGUGGUUAAGUCCGAAGACGCCCCACCCAUAAGGGACAUAAAGGGUGAGGAGCGGAGCCCCAUGAGCAUAAACGGGCUUCAUGAUUGUAACGGCCUGGUCAGUUCAGACACACUUCAAUCUAUCACCAUACAAACAGGUGGAGGUGUUGCAAAGCAAGAAAGCUUUUCAGAAGAAAUCCCUGUGUGUGUGAGCGUCACAGGGAGUGGGGAGACGGGGCUUUGUGACAUCAGCACUUUUGGGGAAGACCUAAAACAUGCUGGGGGGCCUUUGUUGUUAAGUGUGGAGGAAGUGCUAAGGACUCUAGAGACAGACACUGACCAUGACACCAUGUCUGAGCCCAACCCCCAGCCUGAGUACCACCUUUGUGUACCUCAGUCGAGCCUCAACGGACCGCACUGCCCAUCUGGUCCCAACUCGUCCCGCCUCAUUCCCUCUCUGCCCCCUGAGAACAGUCCUCGUACCCUUCAGACUCACCUGCAGCCUCUCCAUCAGCCCUCCAUGGUUGUUCCCCGCAUACCCCUUCGGUGCCAUCGCAAACGCUCCCGCUCAGAAAGCGACAGUGAGAAAGUGCAACCCCUUCCCAUUUCCAGCCUUUUGCGAGGGUCUACCAUUGGUGCCAUCAGCUCCCCCCACCACACUAACCCUGGUGCCACCAUUAAACAUGAGCCUAAGUUCCCUACAAUCUCGCCUCAUCCCCAUCUAGCACCAGUGCCUAACGGCGGCCCUCCUAAGGUGGCAAAGACUGUUCUCGUCUCCAACAAGGGCCUGAAAAAGCCUAUGGAGCACCACGGGGCCGCCAAGAAAGCUUACACCAAGGCCAGGCAAGGGGCCCCCAAGCCCCGCUCUCAGCCCCGUGACAGAGUACCCCCACACCCUCAUGCUCACCCCCUGACACACCCACCCAGCCCCUCAAAGCCACUGUAUAAGAAACCUGUGGAGAAGAAGGGCUGCAAGUGUGGCCGAGCUACACAGAACCCCUCAGUGUUGACCUGUAGGGGGCAGCGUUGCCCCUGUUACUCCAACCGCAAGGCAUGUCUGGACUGUAUCUGCCGCGGUUGUCAGAAUUCCUACAUGGCCAACGGGGAGAAGAAGCUGGAGGCCUUUGCUGUGCCAGAGAAGGCUCUGGAACAAACCCGACUCACUCUGGGCAUCAACCUCACCAGUAUUACCGCAGCAGCCCUGCGCAGUCCAGCCACCAGCUCCCCCGGCAGCACCCUCCUCAAUGUCACAACGGCCACGGGGGCACCCGUCACAGCUACCUUUCUAUCGGGGGCGGGGCACGACAACCGGGGCUACGACGAUUCACUGGAGAUGCGAUUUGACUGUUGAGGUCCAUUUCACUCCUCCGGUCAGUCGUCAUGCACAUUCCCCGCCCCACCCGCUGGGCGUCAUAAUCGGGUUGUGCCAGGGACCUGCAGAGGCGGAGCCAGAAGAAGGCAGCUACAGUGACGGGCGGCAGCGAGACGUCACCCUCCGUCCUUCGCCCGAAACUGCACCAUGCUUGUGGUUUUGCAUCCAGAGAAGAGAAGGAGAAAGAGAUAUAGCAUUACUGUAUGUGAUGAGAUGAAAUUCAUUUCAGUGGGAAUAGGUUUUCCUUUUUGUUUUCUUCUCUAUUAUGGGUAAUGUGUAGAGCAUGUGUAGCUAAAUCUGGAGGCUUGACCUUGGUCACGCCUCUGUGUGUGUGCGCGUGUGCAUGUGAGUGUGUAUGUAGGGGGGUAAGGGUUUGAUUUGGAGAUUAAACCUGUUAACAGGAAUGGAGACAUCUUUGUCAUCAUCAUCAGAGGCUGGUGUAAUUUAUAUAAAAGACAUUUUUGUACAUGGACUUAUCAGUUUCCAUUUAUAAAGACAUUGUGUAUUUUAUAAGUUACAUUAAAACCAAUGGAAGCCGAUGCAGGGACAAGUCUGCCUUCAACCAGAAUAUUUUCACACUGCUAAAAGGUAGAUAAUAUUUUGUCAACUCUUCUAAAGCACCAGAAUUUAAGCAUUAUUCAAACCUUAAGAUAGAUGAAAAUAUUAUAACUGAAGAACCAGGAUGUGAACUUUUAACACCACCAGCCAAGGUUUGAUUUUGCCUGUUGAAUGUUUAUACUCUGUGAGUUACUGUCAGACUACCAAAUAUUAUUCUAAGAUGUUGUAUACUGUAAAAAAAAAAACUGUAUUUUACUAGAAAACUUGUGAACCAGCUGUUGUGGUUGGAGGAAAAUAAAACCUCCAUCCGUGGUUUGCUGUUUUAUAUGUCAGAGUUGCAAGUUACUCAUCAUUUGUGUGUUUUUGUAUAUUCAGCACUUUCUCACACUGGCCACACAAAACUUAUAACUACCAUUUUUUUUAUCUACUUUUUUGAGUGUUGAAAUCUGGUUGAUUGCAGACCCUGCACACUGUUUCUACUUUUAAGAUUUUGGUUUCUGGAAGCUACACAUCUGCUGCUAAGAACUACAAAGGACUCAAAGAAGGAAAGCACUUGUUUUCCUCAUCUCUUGUUCUGUUACUUUCUCUUUUUUUUCCCCCAGUUUUUAAUCAUUUGCAUUACAUUUGCAGUAUUUAUUGGACGUCUCCUAACAUAGGUUGCUUGUCUGGCAUCAGUUUUGCCCUCUCAGCCUGUCAAGUCUUGUCGAUCCAGUCCAGGCUAUUUCUGUCUCAGUUAAGUUCCUAUCAUCUUGUUUAAUGUUAGUUUCUGGUGUCUCCAAACAGUAUUUUUUUCUUUGUUCUCCCCCUGGGCAUUUAAAUACCUGUAAUAUAAAUGUAAAAUAUUUCCACAAAAAGAAAGAAAAUCCAAAACUUAA
Messenger RNA from Melanotaenia boesemani (Boeseman's rainbowfish), 4482 nucleotides. Its product is annotated as E3 ubiquitin-protein ligase MSL2-like. The transcript has 3 exons. Bases 1211 to 3028 code for a protein of 605 amino acids. The record is from RefSeq and is a predicted model, not a curated record. Gene Ontology annotation, cellular component: MSL complex. Lineage: Eukaryota; Metazoa; Chordata; Actinopteri; Atheriniformes; Melanotaeniidae. Gene Ontology annotation, molecular function: ubiquitin protein ligase activity.